Messenger RNA from Hymenoscyphus albidus, 815 nucleotides. Lineage: Eukaryota; Fungi; Ascomycota; Leotiomycetes; Helotiales; Helotiaceae. The record is from the annotation of a GenBank genome assembly.
AUGCUUGUUAACAUUCUCGCCCUCGCCCUCACUACUUUCCUGUCCUUAGUCCCGCUAGCAGGAGCCGCUUUUUCAAUGUCGGGUGCACCUUACGGUGAAGAAUAUGUCUGGGAAGUGAGCAAAUGGGAAGCAGGUUGCGAUGCCGUGAGCAACACAAAUUACCCUCAGUGCCACUAUGGUUCGUGAUCCCUCCCUCUGACAACGUACCAUUCGUUCUAUCUUCAUCAACGCGAUCAUGUAAUGUUGUAAACACCCAUCCAACGCUGUGGAAGUAAUUCUUUCUAUAUUCUCUUUCAUACCAUUACACCUCUCUCACACCCAUAUAACACCACCCUAAAAGGUUCCCACAGAGAGACUAACAUCCCUUCCAGGCUUCGACAUCAAGGGCAACAAAACAACCUUCAAUAGUGGACAGAGCAACGUUAACAAGACUAUCGUUGUGAACAUCCCCCAAUUCGUAUCGCGAUGCGAAGUCCUUACCGUCAGCGUGGGCUCCAACGUGCAAAUGCCCUGUGCACUAUACGACGACGGAACAAAACACAAGAUGACGGCCAUGUUCUUGCCCUAUCCCAAUACCACAUUCGAUAAUUAUCUCUACGUCAGCUACGGGUCCUGGAUCACGUCUGCCCCAAAGUUGUAAGUGCCCUCAUAAACCUCCUGUGCUGUGAAAGGAAACUCGCUGACCAGAGUUACGCUCUAGGGAGGAGGAUUAUUGGAAUUUCACAAGUAUUACCCCAGUGAAACUUGCUGGGCCGAAGGAGUUCACCAUACCGACUACCGACGCGUGGGGUGCUUUUGGCUUCCCCUAUCCAUAG